This is a messenger RNA of Metarhizium robertsii ARSEF 23, 1140 nucleotides long. RefSeq lists its product as uncharacterized. The coding region runs from base 1 to 1140 and encodes 379 amino acids. NCBI's taxonomy places the organism in Eukaryota, Fungi, Ascomycota, Sordariomycetes, Hypocreales, Clavicipitaceae. The transcript has 3 exons. The record is from RefSeq and is a predicted model, not a curated record.
AUGACUUGGGAGGCUGGUAAUGACGAAGUUGUCCUCAGUGGCUCGUCGACGAGCUAUGGGAACUGUCGCGGCUCAGGCACUGAGAGUGGUCUUGACGAUCCCAUGAGCUGGCUAUAUGCGAGUUCAUACGUCAAUGUAAAGAGAAAGGUGGAUCAUUUCAAUUGGAAUUCCGGUGGCUACGAGGAUGUCAUCAAGAAAGGUCUGGAGGGGGGGCUGCGCUCCGGAAUCGACGGCAUGAUUGAGAGUAUCAAGAAUAAGCUCAACACGGCUGGACGACUGACCUACCCCGGCGGUGCCGCCCUGGAUUUCCAGAAGCCCUCUACAGGGCGAUAUGGCGAUUUGAAUGUUGCUGUCAAGAUGAGGCUGUUCAAAGCCGAUGGUCGCAUCAAAGUACCAGAUGUAAACGACAACGGCGGCAACCGCAUGUCCAUAGCCAGCACCAGCGUAGCAUCACGGGCUGCCGUGGCUAACACGCGCAUAGCAGCCUUAGCCAUCUCUGACAUGCCACUUUUGAAUCCCGACUUCCGCGGACCCGUUAUCUCCUCGCAUAAGCUGACUUGGACCACACGCUCAUCCAAGGACCUGGGUAUCGACGGGAAGCUGACUUUGACGGUACGGGGUAGCAACGACACCUCGAGGACUGUGAGCCUGGCGGCUUGUGUGCUGCGCUUCAAUGUUGGGGAGGAUGAGGACAAGGGGUGCCUGUUUAGGGUUGGGAGUAAGUUUCAGUAUCGCAGUGGUGGUCCACUUGUCCCUCAGGAAGUUGAGGGGCAGAAGAAGGAGGAACAAGACGAUGAGCCCAAGCCGGAGGAUACUGUGACACUCACUUGGUCCCCCGACGUGUACACGACCACCGCGACCAUCAACAGCCCCAAGGACACGCCAGUGGUACUGCCAGGACCAAACCCGGCACCGGAGCCUACCGUCGUCCCAUGGGAGAUUGAAGUUCAAAGUGGUGGCUUCUGGGAUGAGGCCAUAAACGUCCCACCCAGGGCGUGGUUCCAGUUGGACAUCACUGGCGCCCCUGCCGUGCCUGAAGGUGGCCACAAGUUGGUGAGGGUGAAUGAGAAGACGCAGGAUAAGGCCGGGAAGAUUAUUGCGGAGUGGGAGAAGGAGUACCAGGUUGUGUGGUAUGGGUGA